CCCCCCCCCCCCCCCCCCCAGUGUCACUUGCAAAUUCUGGGAUCUUCCCUCUCUCACUCUGAUUCUUCAGAUUCUUUGUUUUGGCUCGCUAAACAGAUCCGGCAAGUUUUGAUUCACCGAAGAAAGAAAGCAUGAGUAACUCUGUAGUCCACAACUUACUAAACCGGGGUUUGAUUCGUCCUGUUACUUUUGACCAUCAUAACAAGCUCAACUCUUCUUCCUGCGUUCCUGCUCUUUCUGUUACUUCUGACAAGAUUGGCAAAUCGAAAUUAUACGGGAAAGGUCUUAAAAAGACCGGUCGUAGUCUCAUCACUGAAACUGGUAGACCUGUCUCAUUUGUCCCACGAGCUGUUCUUGCCAUGGAUCCUGCUUCUCAGGCAACCGAGAAAUUUAAUCUUGACGGCAAUAUUGACUUACUGGUCGAAGUCACUUCUGCAACUGUAAGAGAAGUAAAUAUCCAGAUCGCUCAUACAAGUGACUCAUUGCUUCUACACUGGGGUGCGAUUCGUGACAACAAUGAAAAAUGGGUUCUACCUUCUCGCUCUCCGGAUAGAACUAUAAACUACAAGAACAGAGCGCUUAGAACUCCAUUUGUUAAAUCCGGUGCCAACUCUUACCUUAAACUAGAGAUAGAUGAUCGUGCCAUACACGCUAUUGAGUUUCUUAUUUUUGACGAAAGUCGGAACAAGUGGUAUAAAAACAAUGGGCAAAAUUUUCGUAUAAACUUACCCACGGAAAGGAAUGUGGAAAACAAUGUUUCUGUUCCUGAAGACCUUGUACAGAUCCAAGCAUAUCUUAGAUGGGAACGUAACGGUAAACAAAUGUACAACCCUGAGAAAGAGAAGGAGGAAUAUGAAGCUGCCCGUAUGGAGCUACAUGAAGAAAUGAUGCGAGGUGCUUCAGUGGAAGAUCUCCGAGCAAAGUUGUUGAAGAAAGAUAACACUAAUGAAUCUCCAAAAUCUAAUGAUACUUCAUCCAGUGGACGAGAGACACAGAAAAAAGUUUCCAAACAACCAGAGCGUAAAAAAAAUUAUCGCACUGAGAAGAUCCAGCGUAAGGGAAGGGACCUGAAUAAGCUUAUCUAUAAGCAUGUUGCUGAUUUUGUUGAACCAAAAUCCAAUUCUUCAAAUGAACCACGGUCCUUAACAACUCUGGAGAUAUACGCCAAAGCAAAGGAGGAACAAGAAACCACUCCGGUCUUUAGCAAGAAAACAUUCAAGCUUGAAGGCAGUGCGAUUUUGGUUCUUGUCACUAAACUUCCCGGAAAGACGAAAAUUCAUCUGGCAACUGAUUUUAAAGAGCCGGUUACCCUUCACUGGGCUUUGUCACAAAACGGUGGAGAGUGGUUGGACCCACCUUCAGAUAUACUGCCACCAAACUCUUUGCCAGUACGUGGUGCUGUUGAUACAAAACUGACUGUGACAUCAACAGAUCUUCCUAGUCCGGUUCAAACUUUUGAGCUGGAAAUAGAAGGCGACAGCUACAAGGGCAUGCCGUUUGUACUCAAUGCUGGUGAAAGGUGGAUUAAAAAUAAUGACAGUGACUUUUAUGUGGACUUUUCUAAAGAAGAAAAACAUAUUCAGAAGGUUCCUCUUCCUUCUUGGUCUGCUAUAAACCACUUUCAAUUGCACCCUAUUGUCCCAUAA
Camelina sativa (false flax) is the source of this 1646-nucleotide messenger RNA. The record is from RefSeq and is a predicted model, not a curated record. Lineage: Eukaryota; Viridiplantae; Streptophyta; Magnoliopsida; Brassicales; Brassicaceae.